AUGCACGCCGGCCUUGACCAGGCUGGGAAGGGUCCAGAGAUGCACGCCGGCCUCGACCGGGCUGGAAGCGUCCGGAGAUGCACGCCGGCCUCAACGGGGCUGGAAGCGUCCGGAGAUGCACGCCAGCCUCGACCGGGCUGGGAAGUGUCCGGAGAUGCAUGCCAGCCUCGACCGGGCUGGGAAGUGUCCGGAGAUGCACGCCGGCCUCGACCGGGCUGGAAGCGUCCGGAGAUGCAUGCCAGCCUCGACCGGGCUGGGAAGUGUCCGGAGAUGCAUGCCAGCCUCGACCGGGCUGGGAAGUGUCCGGAGAUGCAUGCCAGCCUCGACCGGGCUGGAAGUGUGCGGAGAUGCACGCCGGCCUCGACCGGGCUGGGAAGUGUCCGGAGAUGCACGCCGGCCUCGACCGGGCUGGAAGCGUCCGGAGAUGCAUGCCAGCCUCGACCGGGCUGGGAAGUGUCCGGAGAUGCACGCCGGCCUCGACCGGGCUGGAAGCGUCCGGAGAUGCACGCCGGCCUCGACCGGGCUGGAAGCGUCCGGAGAUGCACGCUGGCCCUGACCGGGCUGGGAAGGGUCCCACCCGGGAACCGUCUGCCCAGAGUGAAGACAUUGGGCUUGGUCGCUUGCUUCCUCCUCUUCUGUCUGCAGGUAUUUAUCCUCUGGAUUAGCCCCAUCUCGGCUUCCAUCCAGGAUCAAUACUGUGAGAAUUUACCUCCGAGCAGUAACACCACCGGUCUCCAGUGCAACGCCUCCAUAGACCUGAUCGGUACAUGCUGGCCCCCGAGUGCUGUGGGGCAGCUGGUGGCCCGCCCUUGCCCCGAAUACUUACACGGAGUCCGAUACAACACCACAAACAACGGGUACAGAGAAUGCCUCAUGAACGGGAGCUGGGCAGCGCGCGCCAAUUAUUCCCAGUGCCAGGAGAUUCUCAACGAGGAGAGGAAGAGCAAGCUGCAUUACCACAUUGCCGUCAUCAUAAACUACCUGGGACACUGCGUCUCGUUCGGGGCCCUGCUCCUGGCCUUUGUCCUCUUCAUGCGCUUGAGGAGCAUCCGGUGCCUGCGGAACAUCAUUCACUGGAACCUGAUCACAGCCUUCAUCCUACGAAAUGCCACCUGGUUCGUGGUGCAGCUCACCAUGAACCCAGCCGUGCAUGAAAGCAACGUGGCCUGGUGCCGCCUAGUCACAGCCGCCUACAAUUACUUCCACGUCACCAACUUCUUCUGGAUGUUCGGCGAGGGCUGCUACCUCCACACGGCCAUUGUGCUCACCUACUCCACCGACAAGCUCCGCAAGUGGAUGUUCAUCUGCAUCGGCUGGUGUAUCCCUUUUCCGAUCAUUAUUGCCUGGGCCCUUGGAAAGCUGUACUAUGACAAUGAGAAAUGCUGGUUCGGGAAGCGAGCAGGAGUCUAUACCGAUUACAUCUACCAAGGCCCCAUGAUCCUGGUGCUCCUGAUCAACUUCAUCUUCUUAUUCAACAUCGUCCGAAUCCUCAUGACCAAGCUCCGAGCCUCGACCACCUCGGAGACCAUGCAGUACAGGAAAGCAGUGAAGGCCACGCUGGUCCUGCUGCCGCUGCUGGGCAUCACCUACAUGCUGUUCUUCGUGAAUCCGGGGGAAGACGAGAUCUCCCGGGUGGUUUUCAUCUACUUCAACUCCUUCCUGCAGUCUUUCCAGGGCUUCUUUGUCUCGGUCUUCUAUUGCUUCCUGAACAGCGAGGUCCGUUCCGCCGUGCGGAAGAGAUGGCACCGGUGGCAGGACAAGCACUCCAUCCGCGCCCGCGUGGCCAGAGCCAUGUCCAUCCCUACGUCGCCGACACGCGUCAGCUUCCACAGCAUCAAGCAGUCGACAGGUGUCUGA
Molecule: messenger RNA, 1857 nt
Organism: Mauremys mutica (yellowpond turtle)
Lineage: Eukaryota; Metazoa; Chordata; Testudines; Geoemydidae
Product: corticotropin-releasing factor receptor 1
Exons: 13
Coding region: 1-1857 (618 amino acids)
Biological process (GO): adenylate cyclase-activating G protein-coupled receptor signaling pathway; cell surface receptor signaling pathway
Cellular component (GO): plasma membrane; neuron projection
Molecular function (GO): corticotropin-releasing hormone receptor activity; corticotrophin-releasing factor receptor activity; corticotropin-releasing hormone binding
Source: RefSeq, a predicted model, not a curated record